AGCACGGAGGAGAUUUAGAAAUCGAGGCCAGCGCCCAACUACUUUGUUUUCAAUUAGCUACGUUGUUUUGAAUUGCUACUAUGCUUGAUACAUAACCCAGCCUAAGCAGGAACAGCUUAUUGAAUGGGGGGGCUGGCUACGAAAGGCACCAGGAGGAGAAGGGCCGUUCUUCGCAGCUGAUAUAUUUGUAUUUCAGUGCUGCAUUUAAUAAGUCUGUUUCCCCAGGGGGCUAUAGCAAGUAAAUCAUGCCAACAGAUUGUUCUCUGCAAACGGGCUUAUUUUUGUAAUUAGCAAGACGUUAAAGCUGUAACUGCAUCGAAAGUGAGCUGGGUGAGAAGUUAACAUAAAAGAAUUAGUAAGCAAAAUGUAAUACUUACGGUUUGGUAACGUUUGCAUUGAUUGAAUUUGCUUCCGGGCAGCUUGUUGUACGCAGCGGUUGGUUUUUCUGCGGGAAAAAUGGGAAAUUCGGCCGAGGUAGGCAGAGACCCUUCGUAAGGUCCGCUUAUGCGGCGGUACCUGGUGGGAAUUGCACCCGGGGCUGAGCCGUGCUGACUUGGUGCCUUGCCGGGGGUUGACACCAUCGUGGCCCGUCACUGGGAGCUGUCAUCAUUUCCCUCGCUUUAUUUUGCCUUUCUUUCUCCCUCGUUUUUCAGGUAUAUGAAAGAUACGGCGCCACCAUGAGCGGGGUAUUGAAAAGGAAGUACGAAGAGCUGGGGGACGACAGCACCUACUGCUCCUCCUCCUCCUGCUCCCCGCUGUCCUCCUCCUCGGCUUCCUCUGGCUGGGAAUCGGACGAGGAGAGCUCCCGCGGAGACAUCAAGCCCGGCUCGGCCUUAACGCCCAAUUUCACCCCCACGUCUAUCCUGAAGAAAUCCAAGCGACUAAAGAAGAACAAUGUGGAGUUUGACCGGGUCACUGUGUUUUACUUCCCGCGCUGCCAGGGGUUCACGAGCGUGCCUAGUCGCGGUGGCUGCACCCUGGGGAUGGUGAGCAAGCACAGCGCCUCCAGGCAGUUCACUCUAGCAGAGUUCUCAAAGGAGCAGGAAAACGUCCGUCGGGAGAAACUCGAAGAGAAAUUAAAAGAAGAGAAGUUGGAAGCGUUGAAAUGGAAACUGACCAUGAACGGCACAAAGGAGUCAGAAGAGGCCAACCAGCUCACCAUCGAAGACAUCUCUGACGACGACAUUGACGUGAGCAACGUGGACCUGGAAGACGGCUUCUUUCUCCAGCCCUACCCAGCCAAGAAGAGGCGGGCGCUGCUCAAAGCCAUGGGGGUGAAGAAGAUCGACAAGGAGGAGAAGCGGGAGCUGCACAACAUCCGCCUGUCGCGGGAAGACUGCGGCUGCGACUGCCAGGAGUUUUGCGAUCCGGAGACCUGCAGCUGCAGCUUGGCGGGCAUCAAGUGUCAGAUGGAUCACACGUCGUUCCCUUGCGGCUGCACCAAGGAUGGCUGCGGAAACACUGAAGGGCGAAUCGAGUUCAACCAGGCCCGCGUGCAGACCCACUUCAUCCACACCAUUAUGAAGCUGGAGCUGGAGAAGAAGCAGCAGAGCAGCGAGAAAACGGCCGAAGGCGCCGAGUCUUCCUUCCGGGAGAGGCUCCAUCAGUUCGGGUGUUCGGUAGGGAAAACAGUCUUCGAGGAGAGAGCGGUGCCCCUGACGCCGGCCUUCCAGUUCAACAUGGACCUGGAGACCAUCGGGGAGAACAGCUGCAGCAGCGACAUGACGGACUCCUCCAUCUCCUCCAACCCCAGCGAGGACCUGGAGGAGCCCUAUGAGAACGGCCCCUCCGACAAGUCCCAGUCGGACGUCGACGACGACGGCCUGGCGAGGAUCCUCCACUUCAACGACUCCGACGUCGAAGAAAACAGCAAUAACUGCCAGGACAACUUGAGUUGCUUCCACCCUGCCGAUUUCUUCAGCACCAGCAUCGAAGAGCAGUGCGGCCCCGGCACGGAAAAGGCCAGCGCGGCGGGGACGGGCUCCGGGCAUCUUUCCCACCUCUCCGAGUGCCUGGAUGAGAACGCCAACCAGGACGCGAGCUGUUUUCUGGACGAGGCCGCCCACGCGCACUGCGAUGGGCUUUCUUGCUGCGCUUCGUCCUCGGCAGAGCAGUGCUCCAAGAGCUACACGGAUCUCAGCCUGUCCUCUGACUCCUUGGAUUUCUUUCAGUCCUUCUCAGACUAUAACUUGGGACCUCUGUAUAACUCCUUAAAGGAAUACGAAAACCUCGAUAACUUCUCAGCGUUACAGUUUCAGUUGCCUAAUUUCCCUGGCUUCCCGCAAGCUGGAGAUCAGGGCUCCUGCUUCUUGGAGUCUCUCAUCGGCUUGUCUGAAUCUGUCCCAGAAACCCCGGCCCCUUUCACAGACAAUCAGCUUUUGGAAGAUGCCAUUAAGUCAUCGCUAAUGGAAACGGUGAAAGUUUAAAAAGUGCACGUCUGGGGGGAGGGAGGGCAGGAAAGAAAGACAGCUUUGGAGCCCUGAAACUAAAACUGAAGAACAGUUGAACGGACACACUUUCACCAAGAGGACAAUGUGCUACGAAGAAAGAACUUUCUAAGCAAACAAACUAUUUUUGGUCUUUAUAGAACAUGGACGUUUUGACAUACUGCAGCUACAAUCAGUUCUCUUGCUGUUUGUGCAAAAUUUAUAAACUUUCAUGGUGGGGUGGGGGUCAGGGGAGGGAAAAAGCCUUUCCAGUAUGAAUUUCCUUGUGUUUUGUAUGAAAAGACCUGUUGAGAAAUACUCCUUGUUAACAUUGCCAGUCGUACACACAGCCCCUUCGAGAAACUUUUCAGUGUUGCAGAAACUUUUUAAGACAACUUUUGGAGUUGUAUUUAUUGUGAAAAAUUGUGAUUUGCAUAAGAGUUAACCCAACGUGCUCUUAUGUUUAAAUCAGACAAGGUUUACAGAAGAGAUCCGUACACUAUAUGCAUAAUCAUUCUUCCUCUAUUUAUUGCAAAUUCCAGAAUUUUAAAUAGCCACCGAAGCUUGAACUAGCAUGAAACCUUAUUUAAAUUGGUAAUACCUCAGAUGUAUUAUGUGUACAAUCAUAUUUUUUGCAUAAUAUAUCUGUAUUUAUUUAUUUUUUACCUGUAGGACAUGAAUAGCACUGUGGUUUAUCGAUGACCUGGAAGGGCAAUAAGGUCUUUAGCAGCACACAUCCUAAAGACGACACUGUUUUUCGAGUCUGAAAGGUGUUGACUUUAUCUGACGCCUGUCUGGUCUUCACUUAACAUUUCUGAAAGAGCCUAACACGAGUGGGUGGGAGGGGAGGGAGAGGGGAAACGUUCAUAACAGCAUCCUUUGGUAAUUAACAGUCCUUUAAUAGACGUGGUAACACGAAGGUGUGUGAUAUCCCUAAUUCUGCUAUGGAAAGCAAAAGAGCAAAAACCUAAACUAUUCAAGGAAUACUAUGAACUAGCUAUAUUUAAACUAAACGAAAAAAAAAAA
Molecule: messenger RNA, 3452 nt
Organism: Struthio camelus australis
Lineage: Eukaryota; Metazoa; Chordata; Aves; Struthioniformes; Struthionidae
Source: RefSeq, a predicted model, not a curated record